AUGCGUGGUUCUUACGGUUUGUCUAAAUUAUCAUCUGGUGCUUCUGGAUGCAAAAGAAAGGUUUCCACCCGAUAUCCAUCUCGGCAUGCAAGGAUACACAUCAAGGAAUUUUUUGCAGUUCCUCCAUUAAAGAAAAAAGUGCAUUUUCCGAACCCGGUCAGACAGGUGACAUCUGGUAAUGCAGGAGAGUACAUAUUCCAUGAUGGCUCUGAUGAUAAUGGUAUUGGAGGAGAAGCUUUCAUCCAUCUAUUGGCACAACAUGGGGCUUCCCUGUGGGUAUUGAAUCAUUACAAGUGGAUUGUAUGGAAACUGGCAUGCUAUGAGAGAUACUAUCCAGCUAGGUGUGCGGGAAAAUUUCUAACUGUAUCAAAUGUGCUUGAGGAACUGAAGUACAGAUAUGAAAGAGAAGUGAAUCAUGGCCACCGAUCUAUCAUCAAGAAAGUUCUUGAAGAAGGGGAUAUACUGCCUUCUUCAAUGAUGAUCCUUUGCAUAUCUAGCAUUCACUCAAAUCAUGUGAUGGAAAGUGGGACAUUAUUUCAGGCACAAACCGGGAAUAAGAGCAGGGAGGCAGUAAAAGUUGAACUAACUGAUGGAUGGUAUUCUAUAAAUGCCAUUUUAGAUGCUCCAUUGUCAAAGCAACUGGAUGCUGGAAGAUUAUUUGUAGGACAGAAGCUUCGGAUCUGGGGAGCGGAAUUAUGUGGCUGGAACGGGCCAGUUUCACCCUUUGAGGUUUUUCUGGUGUCAUCAACAAUUAGCUUAUUUCUUCACAUAAAUGGAACAUAUAGAGUUCAUUGGUCAGCGCGGUUAGGAUUUUGUAAAGUUGCCGGUCCGCCUUUGGCUUUCAAAUGCAUAAAAAACAAUGGAGGUUUAAUACCUCAGACCUUGGCAGGAAUUACCCGUAUAUAUCCCAUUCUUUACAAAGAAAGGUUAAGCAGUGAACGAUCUGUUGUCUUAUCAGAGAGGAUGGAGAAUAAAAUGAUGGAGCUGCACAAUCAAAGACGCUCAGCUGUUGUGGAUAACAUUGUUUCGGAGUAUCAGAAGGAAAGAACGAGUUCACAUGUUUAUGAUCACGACGAUAGUGAAGGGGCUAAGAUUUAUAUGAUGUUGGAGACAGCUGCAGAACCUGAAUUCUUGAUGGCGGAUAUGACUCCCGAGCAGCUUCGUUCUUUUGCUGCAUAUAAGGCCAAAUUAAAUGCAACUAGACAAUCACAAAUGGAAAGUUCGAUUGAGAAAGCUCUGAAAGAUUCUGGCUUGGGAAACCGAGAUGUAACGCCAUUUAUGAGGUUGCGGGUCGUUGGAUUAACUUACAAAAAUUGUCAAGAUAAGUCUAAGGAAGGCAUAGUAACAAUCUGGAACCCAACACAGAAGCAGUGUCAGGAGUUGGCAGAGGGAGAAGCAUAUGCAAUUGCAGGACUCACGCCAUAUGGAUCUGAUUCGGACGUCCUUCGUUUCCAGACUAGAGGAUCUACUACCAAGUGGUUGCCAUUAUCUUCUAACGCAAGGAACAGUUUAGUUCAUUUUUCAAUAGUCGGAAAUCAAUCCCAUUGUCAAAACAUAAAGAAAAUAUCUGUUGCAUUUGUUGUGCAUGUCGGAAAGGCUUAUACAUCAGGUCAGCAAAAGAAGCAAUGGGUUUUUGUGACUGAUGGAUCGAUCAUGAAAGGUUUACAAUCAGAGAAGUUUACGGACACAUUGCUUGCUAUUUUCUUUUGCUCCCCAUUGAUUGAUCAUGAUUCAUUUCCACCAAUCAACCAUAACCUUGCUGGAUCUACGGUUGGUUUCUGUAAUCUUAUAAAAAAGGAGAAGGACCAUACUUACCAAAUAUGGGUUGCUGAUGCUAAUGAAAACUCAACCUAUUACUUGAAAUUUGAUUCUUCACACUGUCGUUCUCAUCUCAGAAAUCCUGCCAGUUCCGUCACAAGAUGGGCUAGUAAUUCUAGCUUGAUAAUACAGAAACUCAAGGAAUGGUUGUUGGGUAUAAUUGGUGAUUGUAAAACCUAG
Medicago truncatula (barrel medic) is the source of this 1998-nucleotide messenger RNA. RefSeq names its product protein BREAST CANCER SUSCEPTIBILITY 2 homolog A-like. NCBI's taxonomy places the organism in Eukaryota, Viridiplantae, Streptophyta, Magnoliopsida, Fabales, Fabaceae. The record is from RefSeq and is a predicted model, not a curated record. Gene Ontology annotation, biological process: regulation of DNA-templated transcription; double-strand break repair via homologous recombination.